Brienomyrus brachyistius is the source of this 1834-nucleotide messenger RNA. RefSeq names its product heterogeneous nuclear ribonucleoprotein K-like. The transcript is spliced from 15 exons. Gene Ontology annotation, biological process: regulation of transcription by RNA polymerase II; regulation of mRNA splicing, via spliceosome. Bases 167 to 1411 code for a protein of 414 amino acids. Gene Ontology annotation, molecular function: mRNA binding. The record is from RefSeq and is a predicted model, not a curated record. Lineage: Eukaryota; Metazoa; Chordata; Actinopteri; Osteoglossiformes; Mormyridae. Gene Ontology annotation, cellular component: nucleus; cytoplasm.
CAACAUCUUCUCUCUGAGCCAACCAGAAGGCGUGGUAAUGAGACAGAGCGCAGGGUUAGAUUGAUGGUGAAAGUAGUCAGUCGGGGGAUUUGGGGCCGAACCGAGUCAACGAACAGCUGUUUGACACAGAGAGAAACCGGUUGCCCUUCACUGGCACGAUAAGACAAUGGAGACUGAGAUUGAACCACAAGAAGAAGAAAGUACCUUCAGCAACACAGACACUAACGGAAAGCGACCCGCUGAAGAUAUGGAGGAGGAGCAGGCGUUCAAGAGGUCUAGGAACACUGAUGAAAUGGUUGAGUUGCGUGUUCUGCUGCAGAGUAAGAAUGCUGGUGCUGUCAUUGGGAAGGGCGGCAAGAACAUCAAGGCUUUGCGCACAGACCACAAUGCCAGUGUUUCAGUCCCUGACAGCAGUGGCCCUGAGCGGAUUCUCAGUGUCAGUGCCGACAUAGAGACAGUUGGAGAAAUUCUGCUGAAAAUCAUUCCCACUUUAGAGGAGUAUCAGCAUUACAAUGGAAUUGACUUUGACUGCGAGCUGAGGCUGCUCAUUCACCAGAGCCUGGCAGGAGGAAUUAUUGGGGUCAAAGGUGCCAAGAUCAAAGAGCUCCGAGAGAACACGCAGACGACCAUCAAGCUAUUUCAGGAGUGCUGCCCUCACUCCACAGACCGUGUGGUGCUGGUUGGUGGUAAACCUGACCGUGUUGUGGAGUGUAUCAAGGUGAUUCUGGAGCUCAUAUCAGAGGCUCCCAUCAAAGGCCGCGCUCAGCCCUAUGACCCGAACUUCUACGAUGAGACGUACGACUACGGCGGCUUCACCAUGUUCGAGGAGCGUGCUCGCAGACCCAUGGGCUUCCCCAUGCGUGGCCGUGGGGGGUUUGAGCGCAUGCCCCCUCCUGGUCGUGGGGGUCGGCCCCUGCCUCCCUCGCGGAGGGACUAUGACGAUUUGAGCCCCCGCCGUGGGCCACCCCCGCCACUCCAAAGCAGAGGAGGGAGGGGGGGCAGUCGUGCUCGGAAUCUGCCCCUGCCCCUCCCUCCGCCCCCCAGAGGAGGCAGCGACCGAAGAGCAAGACCCAUCGAUCGUUAUGAGAGCCUGAGUGGCGGUGGAUAUGACAAUUCCUCGUCUUGGGAGCCUUUUCAGUCAGUAGGCCGUGGCUCUUAUGGGGACAUUGGCGGUCCAGUGAUCACAACCCAAGUGACAAUUCCCAAAGAUCUGGCGGGAUCGAUAAUAGGCAAAGGUGGCCAGCGGAUCAAGCAGAUUCGGCAUGAAUCGGGGGCCUCCAUUAAAAUCGACGAGCCCUUGGAAGGCUCAGAGGAUCGGAUAAUCACCAUCACUGGCACCCAGGACCAGAUCCAGAAUGCCCAGUACCUGCUGCAGAACAGCGUGAAGCAGUACUCUGGGCGCUUCUUCUAAAGGAGGACCUUGUGGAGGAGAGUGUUGUUGUUGCCGAGUCUGUUAAACAAGCCACAUUCCUCUACCUUAGGUAGAUGGCCCAAUGCCUAAGCAGACCUGCCCUUUGUCUAACCCUCUGUGUAGCUCUAUGAUGUGAGUGGAGCCUCCGCCCUCGUGCUUGUUCUUGUGUUACACCACAGUGUGAGGAGGCAGGAAGUGACACGCCUCCAUCCUCAUGCCUUCUGCAGUGUAUACACAGUCAUCCUGUUUUGUAAGGAAACUUUUAUGAUUUUUAAAAUAAAUUUAGUCAAUUGUUCCCUCCUGGUAUGUUUUAGUUAAAAGACUGGAUAUCUAUGUAAAUAACUUUCUAUGAAUUUGUGUUUUUAAUGCUCACGAUGCAUUUUGUUAUGUCUACAUGAAUAAACCGGGAUAAGAUUUUCCUCA